Parastagonospora nodorum SN15 is the source of this 102-nucleotide messenger RNA. RefSeq lists its product as hypothetical. The record is from RefSeq and is a predicted model, not a curated record. Lineage: Eukaryota; Fungi; Ascomycota; Dothideomycetes; Pleosporales; Phaeosphaeriaceae. The transcript has 2 exons. Bases 1 to 102 code for a protein of 33 amino acids.
AUGGCGAGCCCGAGGGCAGUAUCGAGCGAAGUUCAGGGUGAAGAAUACAUCAAGCCUUUUCUAUCUUCUAUGAGCGAGGAUCCACACUACAAGCAACAGUAG